GACAGAGUCAAUAUUUGAGAAAAUUAGGAUUCACUGUGAAUGACUGGAAGUCAGGAGCCCUAAAGCAGAUGCAAAGGGUGAAACCCAAGAAGUCCAGUGACUGCUACAGAAGUCUAGUGGAUCUAUGCAGUGAUGAACUAUUCACUGACUAUGUGCUGGGUCCUUCUCCUGAGUGUCAUCCCACCUGCUUACAGCAGCUCAGUCUUCACCAGUAGUCAGGAUGCCAACCGGGUGCUGAAAAUAAAAAAACGGUCCAAUGCUCAGUUCCUUGAGGAGUUGAAACCUGGGUCGCUGGAGAGAGAGUGCUAUGAAGAGAAAUGUGACCUUGAGGAGGCAAAUGAGAUAUUUGAGACUCGCGAGGCCACUCUUGACUUUUGGGUGAAAUAUUUCGAUGGGGAUCAGUGUCUCUCUAGUCCGUGUACAAAUGGUGCCUGUAGGGACGGCAUUGGGAAAUUUGACUGUGCCUGUCACCAAGGCUGGGAAGGAAAGCUCUGCUCUCAGGAAGUCACCCACUUCAACUGCUCCUUGAGUAAUGGAGGCUGCAGUCACUUCUGCACAGAGACCAGGAACAGUACGUCACGUCUGUGUAGCUGUGCCUCGGGGUACCAGCUUCAUGAUGACUACCGCAGCUGUAAGUCGGCUGUGGAGUUUCCUUGUGGCAAAAUGAAAAUAUUCAACCCUGACUAUUCAGCCCGUCUCACGGGAGCAAGGAAAGGACGUAAAGGUGACAGUCCCUGGCAAGCUUUGCUACUUCAUGACAAGAGAUUUCACUGUGGUGGAGUCCUGAUUCACCCAUCAUGGGUUCUGACUGCAGCUCAUUGCAUGUCACGGACUGGAAAGUACUCUGUGCGGCUUGGUGAAUAUGACCGUGCAGAACUGGAAAGCACCGAGCAACAGUUUUCUCUGUCUGAGAUUAUCCUGCAUCCUGACUACAAACCUAAGACUGCAGAUAAUGAUAUAGCCCUACUGCGACUCAAUGAGCCAGCAGUGUAUAACAAGUAUGUGUUGCCCAUCUGUCUACCAAGUAAAGGACUUGCUGAAACACAUCUGACGCUAGAAGGCACUGAGACCAUAGUAACGGGCUGGGGAAGCCAGGAUGGAUCACGGCGCAACAGCUCUAAGAUCCUCAGCUUCAUACAGAUCCCCAUAGUUCCCCGAGAGAAUUGCUCGGAAGUCAUGAAUAGCCAUGUAUCUGGUAAUAUGUUAUGUGCUGGAAGGUUGGGGGAGAAUCAGGAUGCUUGCAAUAAAGACAGUGGGGGGCCCAUGGUCACCAGGUUUGGAGACGCCUGGUUUCUUAUUGGCUUAGUGAGCUGGGGAGAGGGAUGCGGGAGACUGGAUAAUUAUGGCGUAUAUACCAAGGUGGAUCGUUACCUUGAAUGGAUCAGUCAGCAAAUAGCCAACUAUAAAGAAGAAAUUAAGUCUGACACACAAAAGUCACGUAAAAGCUGAUUUCUUAAGAUCUCUUGUAAAGUCAUCUUAUCCAGAUGCAUUUCAAUGUAAAUCAGAUAAUACAACUUUUUUUUGUGUGAAAACUGUGCUAUGUUUUUCUAUGUUAGAAAAAGGAUGGAAAUAUA
Pseudophryne corroboree (corroboree frog) is the source of this 1574-nucleotide messenger RNA. Its product is annotated as vitamin K-dependent protein C-like. Bases 133 to 1449 code for a protein of 438 amino acids. Gene Ontology annotation, molecular function: calcium ion binding; serine-type endopeptidase activity. The transcript is spliced from 9 exons. The record is from RefSeq and is a predicted model, not a curated record. NCBI's taxonomy places the organism in Eukaryota, Metazoa, Chordata, Amphibia, Anura, Myobatrachidae. Gene Ontology annotation, biological process: negative regulation of blood coagulation; proteolysis; blood coagulation. Gene Ontology annotation, cellular component: extracellular region.